UUGGACACCUCUGAUGGUACAGUAUGUCUUACCUGGAGAGCUGGGAGACGGGCGUGUUUUGUUUGUAAUUAAUAUUCACAAGUUCACUUUUGAUAGACGGCACCCUAAACCAAUCAAAGUAGCAAUCGGGUUGGAGUGAUUCGGUGGUGGGCUUGGCUACGUGUAUGAGCCAAUUAAAGUUGAUUCCAGUAAUAAGGAGAAGGCCGCCGUGGAAUUGGACCGGAAGCUGUCACUUGGGAAACGGUGACGAACGGUCGCUGUCCUGGGUGUCUGUUUUGUCUAAACUAUGGAUAUCUCUAAACUCAGUUUAUCACUUUGCUUGUACCAAAUCUCCAAUGUCAAAUACCAAGUUAUAUAGCAUGCUCGCAGGCUAAGUUAAUUUCCUGGCAUCAAAAUCAUGCGAUAUAUCAUGUCUUUGAACCUCUGUGACAUUGCAUUGAUCUAACACAGCGCUAACCAAGCUGUUUAUUUUAUUUUGGUUGCCCCGUGUUCCUCCUUUAUUUGCCUAUUUGAUUUUGACAUGCCCCACUGGCUGUUUAUGCAACAAGCCACGAUGUCCCUUGGUACCGUGAGUACUGGCAAAUUGACUGGAAUCUCAAUUGUUCAGACGCUCGGUGCUGAUGACGCCGUCAGUGGGGUACUGUCACCGGAGUGUCUGCAGAUUGCGGGGUUUAGGCAUCGCCAGCGGAUCUUCAAGCUCUCAGACCGUGUUCACUGCGCGAGGCAAGAUUGAAGCGCGCGGGUUCAGCGUUCAACUGAAAGGUGCUGCGCCGUGGAGCCUCACUGGAAAUCGCCUUUGUAACCCGAACACUUUGCACGUGCGAUGCUUUUGACUGCAUUAACCCAGUUUGAUUUCAAGGUAAAUGUUGACGAGACCAUUGACAUGCUGCCGAAAUCAAGGAAAGCGCUUACCAUUCAAGAGAUCGCGGCGCUGGCCAGGUCGUCGUUGUACGGUAUCUCCCAGGUGGUGAAGGACCACGUGACCAAGCCCACGGCGAUGGCGCAGGGGCGGGUGGCCCACCUGAUCGAGUGGAAGGGCUGGUGCAGGCCGUGCGACUCCCCCGCCGCCCUGGAGUCCCACUUCAGCUCGUACUCGCACCUGACCGAGGGGGAGCAGGAGGCGCGCUUCGCCGCCGGCGUGGCCGAACAGUUUGCCAUUGCCGAAGCCAAACUGAGGGCGUGGUCAUCUGUGGACGGGGAGGACUCGUACGAGGACUCCUGCGACGAGGACGCCGCGCCGUACAGCGAUCCCAACCUGACGACACAGAGCGGAGACUCCUCCCUCUACCCCCAGUUCAUCCAGGACCUGUGGCAGGGGCAGGUGUUCCAGCCGGAGGUGCCGCGCCCGGCCGAGGAUAGCCCCGCCACUCCCGGAGCCCCGGCGGACACGCCCGACACCUUCUGCUCCAGGGUGUCCUGCCUGGAGGACGGCCCGGUGCCCGAGAGCACGCCAAAUCCGCCCCCCUCGCCGUCCCAUGCGGGGUGCCCGCGGGGGGGCCAGGAGCCACUGGAGGAGGAGGAGGCGAAGGUGGGGGACAGCACCCCCUGCUGCCCCAGCAGGGGCAUGAGCCAGGACUCCGCCUACACCCCUUCCAGCUGCCUGUCCUACCUGGAUGCGGAGGACGAAUUGGAGAGCACCGACCGGGAUGUCCUGCUCGGGAACACCACCUGCCGGAAGGUCUUGGAUGAGCCCUCCUCUGGAGCCAUGUCCUUGGAGGAGGAGGAGGAGGAUGAAGAUGAGAGGAGGGAGGAAGGACAUCAGUGACUCAAAUCCAUCCCCUUCCCCUCAUUCACAUUUUGGGGGGGGGUUGUAUGAUCUCUCCAUUCCUCUUCAAAGGAACCCCACCCCCCCUUCUCCAUCCCACUUCCCCAUCCUCAGCUCUAACCUGCUGUAAUAUACAAACCUUUACAUCUCCACUCCCUGGAGUGAUGUGAUUGUGGAAACGCACACGACAGAAGAACUUUAUCUUUAAAUAUGUCUGAAUGUGUUUCCAGGUUUUUUUCGGCAACACCCCCAUAUACCCUACCUCUUCUCCCUGCUCUUCCCUGUCACCCCCUUCACAAAACCGCUCUCCUCUGUUGACUCCCCCAUACCCCCCCCCCCCCCCCC
Anguilla anguilla (European eel) is the source of this 2110-nucleotide messenger RNA. RefSeq names its product family with sequence similarity 131 member A (gene fam131aa). The transcript is spliced from 6 exons. The coding region runs from base 824 to 1765 and encodes 313 amino acids. Lineage: Eukaryota; Metazoa; Chordata; Actinopteri; Anguilliformes; Anguillidae. The record is from RefSeq and is a predicted model, not a curated record.